This is a messenger RNA of Diabrotica virgifera virgifera (western corn rootworm), 7723 nucleotides long. Its product is annotated as elongation of very long chain fatty acids protein AAEL008004. Gene Ontology annotation, biological process: very long-chain fatty acid biosynthetic process; fatty acid elongation, saturated fatty acid; sphingolipid biosynthetic process. The transcript is spliced from 7 exons. The record is from RefSeq and is a predicted model, not a curated record. Gene Ontology annotation, molecular function: fatty acid elongase activity. Gene Ontology annotation, cellular component: endoplasmic reticulum membrane. Lineage: Eukaryota; Metazoa; Arthropoda; Insecta; Coleoptera; Chrysomelidae. The coding region runs from base 183 to 1058 and encodes 291 amino acids.
UUUCGCAUAUGCAGUCUAAGUACAAUUCAUAGUUGGGUACACUUUCAGUUUCUUGAUAGGUACUUGUAGACCGGUGCUAAUUAUUCCUUAUUAACCGUGGUUGCGAUUCAGAACAUUUUUCUGUGUGGACUUGUGAUAAUUUUUCGCUUUUUGUGGUGUCGUCAGAAGUUUUUUUUAUCACAAUGGAGUGCUUAUGGGAAGAGGCUGGAUUUAUUAUUAAUCUCGCUAAAAGCAAUCACACUGAUAUGACUGAUAUGGUGAAAAUUGUAGCUGAUAGAUACCAAACAGUGCUGGAUAAAGUUAGUGAUCCCAGAACAACAGAUUGGCCAUUGGUGCAGAGCAUGUUUCCCACUAUAACCAUGGUCCUAGGAUAUUUGUAUGUGAUCCUCUUCUGGGGGCCAACAUUUAUGGAAAAUCGGAAACCAUUUAAGUUAAAAGAGGUCCUCAUAUUGUAUAAUGGGUUUCAAGUGUUAUACAGUGUCUUCAUGUUAUAUGAGCAUCUUAUGAGUGGUUGGUUCUGGGACUACAGUUUCCGGUGUCAGCCAAUAGACUACUCGACUGACUCUAAAGCUUUAAGGAUGGCGAAUUUGUGUUGGUGGUACUAUAUUUCCAAACUAACAGAGUUUGCAGAUACGCUAUUUUUUAUCUUAAGGAAGAAAAAUAACCAGGUGACGUUCUUGCAUGUGUACCAUCACAGUUUAACGCCAAUAGAAACGUGGGUGCUCGUCAGAUUUUUGGCAGGAGGCCAUGGAACGUUUUCUAAUUUAAUUAAUAAUCUGGUGCAUGUUAUUAUGUACUUUUACUACAUGGUUGCAGCGAUGGGCCCAGAAUAUCAAAAAUACGUCUGGUGGAAAAAACAUUUGACAACGUUACAAUUGCUCCAAUUUGGACUGGUAUUCGCCCACUCUGCUCAACUCAUCUGGCUCGACUGUGGAUAUCCCAAAUGGGUGGGAUACUUCCUUCUUAUCCACUCCACGAUAUUUUUCGUUCUAUUUCUGAACUUCUAUUUCCAGACGUACAAAAAGAGUUCGACGCUCAAACAAGUGAAAAAAGACUAAUUAAAAAUAUAGGAUAAUAGGUUAUCUUAUUUAUUGUACAGUUUUAUAGUAAUUUGUAUAAAUGUGUUGUGAUGGAAGAGUAGGUAAUAACCGUAUCUUGCUAUGAAAGGAAGGAGCCGUAAUAAAAUCAAAUCAUAUUUUACUUGAUGCAUCUAAAAAAAAUUUAAAUGUAAUGUAAACUUGAACAAAAUUUCCCCAUUACUUAUACUAUUGGAGAAGCGAGCAGAAACAAUGGUAUACAAGGAUAUAAAUUAAUGGGAUUUUUUAAGACUCUAUGGUGCCUUGUAGCUGUAACUUUUAACUUGUAAAAUAUACAUACAUAAUCGUUCCUCUUCUACCGUUAGAUGUUGAGGGAAGUGGUUCUAGCCUUUAAUGAAUUUUCUCCACGCUUUCCUGUUUUUCGCCAUUUGUGUUGCUUCUUGCCAAGAUUUGCUCUUAUUUUGUUAUAUCUCAGCUAUAUCUCUGUUGAAUUCUUAUAGUGGUCUGCUCUGUAUUCUAUUUCUAUUCUGAUUUUUCUUUUCAUUAUUUUUAUACCCUGUUAUAGAACUAUAUAUAGAGAUAUAUCCCUACACAUAAUAGGAAUACGAAUAUGUCUCUAUAGUUCACUAGUACUUGUGCACAGGUACAAUUAUUGCUUUUGACUAUUCUCUAGGUAAUAUUUUUUUGUUCUGUUUUAGAUGUAUAAAUAGGAUGUAUACUAUUUUCUUUAUUAUUCGCCAUGAUAGAAGGAGGGGGUAAUGGCAGUUAAAACACCACGCUUGCCAUGCAGGUUGGUUAGUUCUUAUUCAGCUGUCCAUUCUGCUGGGUCAGAUGCUUUUUGUAGCCUCUCAUUCUGAGACAGACGCUACUGAUUUGUGAUCUUAUACUCUCCCUAAAAUCGACGGUUGCCAAAUCCGUCAUCUUAGCCGUACCGAAAGUAUUUUUCGUCGCCUUGGAUUCCGUUCUGGACUUCAUCCUGGACAAGGGACCUUUAGCAGGUGCUAGCUUCCCGGGUCAAGACGCUCCUGGAACCUGCGGGGGCAGGGAUUGAUUCACUUUCCCUGAUAGGACUAUCCAAUAAAAAAUAUAAUCCAAGGGACUCCAAUGGAAUUCCUACCCGCCACCCGCAGAUGAUGAGAUGGGCAGAUUAUACAGGGUGUCUAGAAACUCUACCGACAAACGAAGACAGGAGAUUUCUCAGAUAAUUUUAAGACAAUUUAACCCAAUUCACCUAGUCCGAAAAUGCUUGUUAAGGGAGCUAGAGCUCUUUGAAGAUGGCGUCAUGAAAUUAGUUUUUCUUAAAUACCUCCAGAAUGCUUCUAUUUAGAAAAACGAAAAUUGGUAUGCAUAUUUACUUUUCAGAUAUGAAUCGAUUCCAUUCAUUGCAAAUUUCUAGUACCGGUCAUAGGCGUGCGUUUUGGGUAGAGUAACGGGUAUUUUAUCGCAUAACUUUUUUGUCCUUAACUUUUAUGCAUUUUUGACACCGGAUUAUUAAAUUGUGAGAUAUUCUAGUACUAAAAGGUACUCUUGAUUUAGUUCGGUAGGACACACUGUUUUCUAGAAAAAUCGAUUUGAAAGUUUUUAGUUUUUGGAAUUUGAAAAAAAAUUGAAAGAACUUUUCAACAAAAACGAAGUAUUUUACCAACAUAAAGUAAGAGUAACUUUUAGUACUCGAAACCUCAUAAUUUAAUAAUCUAGUGUCAAAAAUGCUCAAAAAUUCAAGACAAAAAAGUUAUGCUAUAAAAUAACUGUUGACCUACCCAAAACGGACGCCUAUGACCAGUACUAGAAAUUCGCAAUUAAUGAAAUCAAUUUAUCUCUGGAAUAUAAAUAAAUGUACCAGUUUUCGUCUUUCCAAACAGUUUUUUUUUUUAAUUUUUUUUUAAUUCAAAAAGCGAAAAGUUUUCAAAUCGAUUUUUCUAGAAAACGGUGUGUCCUACCGAUUUAAAGUAGGAGUACCUUUUAGUAUAAAAUACUUCCCAAUUUAAUAAAUCCACUAUCAGAAAUGCAUAAAAGUUAAAGAUAAAAAAGUUAUGCGAUAAAAUAACCGUUGCCCUACCCAAAACGGACGCCUAUGAUCGGUACUAGAAAUUUGCAAUGGAUGAUUAGAUUUAUAUCUUGAAGAUAAAUACGCGUACCAAUUUUUGUUUUUCUAAAUAGAAGCGUUCUGGAGGUCUUUAAAAAAACUAAUUACAAGACGCCAUCUUCAGAGAGCUCUAGCUCCCUUAUCAAGAUUCUCCAGUCUUCGUUUGUCGGUAGAGUUUCUGGACACCCUGUAUAUCAAGAAGCACGUGGGCUCUAGGUGGAUAACUAGAGCGCCAGACAGAGUAGACUGAAAAAGGAUUGAGGAAGCCUAUGUCCAAAUAUGGACCGAAGAAGGCUAAUUAAAAAGAUAGAUAGACUAUUUUCUUUGCUUUUUCUACGAAAUAUUUUCAACUCUUCUGGACUAAGUUCAUCGUUUCCAGGAGCUUUCACAGAAUUUGUCUUUUCUAUUGCUUCCUCUAGUUCUUCGCCAUGUUCACUUUUGUUUCUUCAGAUUUUUCCUGUGAUCCGCCAAUUACAUUGUUUGCAUUUUCCUUUGUUUUUCCUUGCUUUCCGUUCAACGUUGUUCGAAAGGUUCCCUCCAUCUUUCCAUUAUAUACUUGUCGUUGGUUAAUAUGGUUUCAUCUGUGGUUAUCAUUUGUCUUAGCCUUAUUUCUUUGUUGCUUUGUAGUUUUUCAGUGUUCUAUAACACAAUUUUACAUUUUUACACCGCCCACCCAGAAUAUGCGACUCUUCAUUAUCUUGGGAGAGUUUAACAAGAUUUAAAAGGCAGCAUAAGCAAAAAGCUACAACUUGACAUGCACUAUAAGAGGUUAUAUGUAUAGUCUUAAUUCAUAAUACAUAGUUUUCUUCUUAGUAAUAGGUGCUGUAGAUGAAACUGUAUUUUAUAUUUUAUUUUCUUUUUAUUAAAUGUUAGUAAAAAAGUACAUGUAAUAUUAACAACAUUUAACCUAGUCAAUAGUUUAAGAUAUAGUGUACAUUUGUAAUUUAGAAUACAAGGGCUGCAUUUUUUUCUAAGACCUUAAAAUUUUAAAUACUCCGUUUUUACACUUUAUAAUAUUCACUUUCAGUAAAAAAUAUUUAGUUGGUAGCAUUUAUUGGUACCUACAUUAUUUUACUAAUAAUGGUCACGUGAAUGAUACGCUUCGCGUCGGUUCACUUCAAUGCUCUCACAAAGUCUUCCCUGAUGAGACGUAAACGUCGAAACACGUGUAGGAGAAUGGUGAGAUGAAUUUUGAAAUGAAUCGAAAUGCAACCAUAUAAUAUUUAUUUUUUCGAUGUUUCUCUAUUUCAAAGUUCUUAUGCAUGUUCAUUUGAUUGUGUAAAUUUAAUUAUUCGUUGACAGUGUGACAGUUGUCUGUGUAAACUUAAUUACGACUAUUACUAAGGCGGCCGAUAAGUACUUAGCCCUCAAAAGAAAAACGAAAGUUUUGGAAAAGUGGUGAUUUAUUUCUGAACUUAGUCCUUUUUGCUCGAUAUACUUGACCCUGCGAUGCUCCACCUUCUUUAACCAGUCUGAAAAAUACCUUUUCUCGAGGUCUGCAAAGUAGGCUUCCGUGGCGGUGAUGAACUCUUUAUUCGACUUACAUUUCUGCCAUCGAGUGACUUUUCAAGUUUGGAAACAAAAAGAAGUUGUACAGGCCCAAAUCUAGAGAAUACAUCAUCAUCAUCAUCAUUUGGCUCUACAAAUCUAUGUGAGUCUUGGCCGCGUUUACUAUUCCCUCCAUUGUUUUCGGUCCUGAGCAGCUAUUUCCCAUUGCUGUACUCCCAUUUUGCGUAGAUCACUGGCUACUGCGUCCUUCCAUAUCUUUCUUGGACGACCAACUGACCUUCUGCUAUCGGGCCUUUCCCAAAAUGUGGCGUUCAGAAGUCUUUCGUCACUCGAUCUUAGCACGUGACCCGCCCAUCUCAUUCGGUUUGCUUUGAUGUAGCGUACUAUGUUUGCAUCUCCAUAUAUUGUCUGGAGUUCAUCAUUGUGUCUUCUUCUCCAUUCUUCUGUUGUCUCUUCUCUGCAAGGCCCAUAGAUAGUCCGCAGUAUAUUUCUUUCAAGCACCAGUAAUUUUUUUCACUUUCAGGGACUUUUUCAUGGACUUUCAGAGUCCAUGUCUCGCUUUCAUACGUUAUUGUGGGACGAAUUAUUGUCUUAUAUACUCUCGUUUUUGCUAUCUUUGAGAGUAUUUUUGAUUUAAGUACGGUAAUUAAUGAGUAAUAUGCCCUGUUUCCUGCAAUGAUCCUGGCUGCCACGUACUUUUCAUAUUUAUUCUCAGCUGUUAUGAUCGCUCCCAGGUACUUAAACUCUUUGACGACUUCAAAGUUGUAUUCAUUAAUUGUUAUGUUUUGUCUAACCCUUGGUCUUGGGUCCUUCGUAAACACCAUGUACUUGGUCUUGUCCUCGUUGACCUUAAAACCAACUUCCUUGGCUCCGUUCUCGAAUAGGGUGAAAACUUCUUUUGUGUCUCUGGUGGAUUGUGCAAUUGUGUCCACGUCAUCCGCAAAGGCCAAUAGUAUUUUUGAUCAUAUGGCGGCAAAUCCGUUUGCCAGUUGUGGCUGAGCUUUCCUUACUGCAUAUUCCAGUGCGAAGUUAAACAGCAAGGGGACGAGAGGAUCUCCUUGUCUAAGCCCGGUCUUAAUGAGGAAUUCCUCCGACGUGGUGCUGCCAAUUCUGAUUCGUGCGGAAGCGUUCUCCGUGCUCACAUGUGCUAAUCGUACCAGCUUUCCAGGCACUCCUAUUUCUACCAUAGUCUCCCAAAUCUAGAGAAUACGUUGGAUAAAACAGUUUGUAGCCCAAUUCGACCAAUUUGGUCAUGGCGAUGGCGGAGGUGUGACCCGGAACAUUGUCAUAAUGUAGACAAACAAACAAAUUCGGUGUCUAAUCAGGCUAAUGAUGCGGCAUAGGAAGGCCCUGUGAUCGUUUUGCCCUUUUCCAGAUAGAUCACACCUUGUGAAUCCCAGAUAAUGGUGGUCAUCGCCUUUCCAGCCGAUUGGACAGUCUUCGCUCUCCUCGGAGCACGUUUGAGGGGUGACGUCCACUGUAUCGACUGUUCCUUGGAUUCCGGUGUAUACCAGUGGAACCAUGUUUCCUCUACAGUUAUGAAUCAACGUAGAAACUCAUUUGGAUUAUGUUUAAAUAGCAUCAGACACUGGUCUGAACGGGUUUUAUGUUUGCGUUUAUUGUUUGAAGUUCGAAAAUGCGGCAGCCAUCGCGCCGUCAAUUUUUUUAUGCCCAAUAUUCCAGGUAGGAUAUAACCAACGAGAUCUUUUGUGAUGCCUAGUGUCUCAGCUAUCUCACGCACCUUCAGUCCGCGGUCUACCAAUACAAGAUUGUGGAUUUCUUACACGUUAUCCUCAGUGGUAGGUGUUUUCGGGACACCUGGGAGUGACUUAUCAAAAACCGACGUUCCAGCACCUUGAAAUUCGUUAAACCAUUUUUGACGGUUUCCUUCGAACGAGGAGAGUCACCGUUUACAGCAUUCAAGCGUUUUUAGAUUUCGCUGCGGGAUUUCCCUUCUAUAAACAAAAGUCGAAUCAUCGACUGAUAUUGCUCUUUUUUCAUUUUUCUAAAAUCCCCAAACACGCCCGCUUAUCAUCAUCCAGCCUCAAAAGUCCACUGCUGAACAUAGGCCUCCUCCCCUCGUUUCCAACCCCAUCUAUCCUGCGCCGCUCUCAUCCAGUUUUUAUUUACCUCUCUUAGUCGUCAGUCAAUCUUGUAGGCGGUCGACCGACGCUUCUCUUGUCUUCUCUUGGCCUCCAUUCCAAUAAUCUCUUCGUCCAUCGCCCAUCUGUCAUUCUGGCUAUGUGUCCUGUCCAUGUCCACUUCAACAUGGCUAUCCUCUCGAUGACGUCAGUCACCUUUGUUCUUCUCCUGAUUUCUUCGUUUCUGAUUUUGUCUCGCAGAGCUAUUCCUAACAUUGACCGCUCCAUUCUUCUCUGCGUGACUCUUAGUUUGGUAGCCCGCUUAUACACACGGUCAAAACAAAACUACGAGUCUACGAGUAUGAUUUGGCUGAUAUUUUGAUAUAGGUCUUCUACAAGAAUUACACGAUGAUAGAUUUCUCUUGCGACAGUGGCGCCAUCGAGUAGAGAGGCUAAGUACUUAUCAGAUCACCCACGUGGUUAACCAUAAGUAUAACAUGGGUCGCCCACGUUUUCUCAACUGUCAUCAAUAGGACUAACUUCACGCGUAACUUUGAUACGAGAAUUAUAAAAAAAAUAUGCAUUGAAAUCCAGAUCCCGUAAUUCGUUAAGCGUGAUAAAGUGAGUACAAAGACAUACCUAUUUGUUUCUUUGUAAUUACAGAUUCAAUUUACCGUACACUUCUCGUGACUCUGCCGAUAAGGUAGAGUCGUAUUGAGAAAACCUGGCGUGCCCAGUAUCACUGCAAUUAAGAUUAAAAACAUCAACAAUAAAAGGUUAAACGAUAUUAUUUAAAAAAAGAGUAUUUAAAAUGGGUCAAUAGAGGUAUUUUUGGAAAUUUACAAAAGUUAUAUUUGUAUUAAAAGAAUAAAAGUUAAAAAUCGGCAUAUGAAUAUUGUCAAAUUUUCUCUGGUAAUAGUUUAGUUACCACUUAAGUUAGGAAUAAAAAUAGUAUUGUGAAAUUGCUCAAUAUUUUGUAUAUUAUCUGGAUCAAUAAAAAAUAAAACAAA